GGGGGCGGUAACAUAAAAAAGGUUGAAAAACACUGUUCUAGAGUUAUAGAUAUGGUUAGCCGACAACCAGAUUGACAGCGAUAGCAACCAAAUAAACCAGAUAAGAUUUCGAAGCAUUUACACGGUAGAUAAAGUACUCAGACACUAAAGUUCGCCAGAGUACAAAAUUCCACUCUGGCAUUAACUCUGUUGCGUGUUUACACGCCUCUGGUUAUAAUUGGCAGCUAUGUCACUAGAGUUCUGGCAAUAAAACUCUAGCGUGUGCGAAGGCCUUAAGACCGUGACCAAAAUUAUUCCUUAUCAUUUAUUUUUUAUCACUAACUGUGGUUCUAUAUAAUCACAUUCUUCACCACGUGAAAAUAAUAACUGAAAUCAUUGAAAUUAUUUCAAAUAAUUUAAAUUUACUAUGUAAAGUGUGAAUAUUAUUUCAGAUUAUUUAAAUAUUAACUUAAAAAUUCAAAAUGAACGCUAAAAGAAACUGUGCUGUUAAGAAACAGCCAAUACUAAUCAACCGGACUCCAGAAAUUAUUGAAUCUCGGUCAAAAUUGCCCAUUAUUGGUGAAGAACAAGUUAUAAUGGAAGCAAUUUCUGAAAACGAUGUCAUUAUUGUAGUUGGUGAAACAGGAAGUGGAAAAACUACUCAAGUACCUCAAUUUUUAUAUGAGGCUGGAUAUGCAAAUGAAAAUAUGAUGAUUGGUGUCACAGAACCUAGACGUAUUGCUGCAAUAUCUGUAUCACAACGUGUUGCCAAAGAAUUAAAUGAAACUUCAGACAUUGUAUCAUACUUAAUACGUUUUGAGGGGAAUGUAGGACCUAAUACAAAAAUAAAAUUUAUGACUGAUGGUGUAUUAUUAAAAGAAAUUCAAAAUGAUUUCUUACUUAACAAAUAUUCAUCAAUUAUCUUAGAUGAGGCCCAUGAAAGACGAAUAUUUACAGAUAUACUGAUUGGAAUUUUAUCUCGUGUUGUACGUUUACGUCGAAAAAGAUCUAAUCCAUUAAAGUUAAUUAUUAUGUCAGCUACUCUUAAAGUUGAUGACUUUUCAAAAAAUGAAAAAUUAUUUUUCGAUAAACCACCAAUAAUUUUAUUGAGUUCAAGACAGUUUCCUGUUACAAUUCAUUUCAAUAAAAUAACACCAAUUGACUAUUUAGCUGAAGCAUAUAACAAAGUAUAUAAAAUUCAUACUAAAUUACCAGCUGGUGCUAUUUUAGUGUUUUUAACUGGAAAGUUAGAAGUUAGACAAUUAGUAUUGAAGCUCCGUAAAGUAUUCCCAUACAAAGAAUCUGAUUUUGAAGUUGGUUCUAAGACAAAAUGUAAAACAAACCUUAAAAAAGAAAUGUCAAAACCUUUGCCUGAUAUUAAUUUAGAUGACUAUGAUAUUGAAAGACAUUCAGAUGAUGAAUUAACACUUUCGGAAAACUCUAGUAAUGAUGAAGAUAAUGAUGAAGUACCAAGAAAAAUUAUGAGAUUAACAUCUUCACCACUAUGGGUGCUUCCCCUUUAUUCAAUGUUACCUGUUCAUAAACAAUCAAAGAUAUUUGAAGCUCCUCCUUCAGGUUGUCGCUUGUGUGUUGUUAGUACAAAUGUCGCAGAACUUUCUUUAACUAUACCUAAUGUUAAAUAUGUUGUUGACUGUGGAAAAACUAAAGUUAAGGAAUAUGAUCCAUUGACAAGUGUUUCGAGAUUUUCAAUUGUUUGGGAAAGUAAAGCAUCUGCUAAUCAAAGAGCAGGAAGAGCUGGAAGAACUUCACCUGGACAUUGUUAUCGGCUAUUUUCAUCUGCACUAUUCAAUGAUGAGUUUCCUGAAUGGAGUUUGCCUGAAAUAAAAACCACACCUAUUGAUAAUGUUAUUUUACAAAUGAAAAAUAUGAAAAUUGAUAAAAUAAUUAGUUUUCCAUUUCCAACAAUGCCAGAUAAACAAACUAUUAUAGAAGCAGAAAAAAGAUUAAUUUUACUAGGUGCCUUAGAAGUUGGUAACAAUGAUGUCAACAACAUUACACCUUUAGGAAAAAGUAUGGCGGCUUUUCCAUUAUCUCCUCAUUAUGCUAAGAUGUUGUGUUUGAGUAAAGACCGUAUUUUAAUACAAUAUAUGUUGUAUAUAAUUUCUGCUAUGUCAGUGCAAGAGUAUUUACCUGGAGAAAAUGUUGAGGCUUGGAAAAAAACAAAACUUUCAUGGGUUGUCAAAGGCGAAUUUUUACUCCUGGGUGACCUAAUGGUUAUACUUCGAUCCAUGGGUGGUGCAAGCUAUGCUAUGAAAAAAUCUGGUUUGGGAGGUUUACAAGAAUAUUGUAACAAAACAGGAUUACAUCAAAAAUCAAUAUUAGAAGCUUGGAAAUUAAAUAAUCAAUUAAUAAAUCAACUCAACAUGAGUGUACCAUCUUUAAAAUUGAAUACUGAUUUAGAUAUGACUCUACCUACACCAAUACAAGCCAAACAAAUGAGACAAAUAAUAUUAGCUGGAUUUUUAGAUAGAGUAGCUAGACGAUUAACUACAAAUGAACUAAGUAAAAACAAUAUAAGGCCAAAUAAAGCUGCUUAUUAUACAUCUAACUUAUUAUCAGUAGUAUACAUACAUAAUAGUAGUGUAUUAAAGAAAAGUAAACCUGAUUGGGUAGUUUAUCAAGAUAUAUUUGAAGUACAAAAUAAAAUGUAUAUUAAAGGUGUCACUGCAAUUGAACCUGAAUGGCUACCUGUAUAUGCUAACAAAUUAUGUAAAAUAUUAAAAGUAUUAAAUGAACCUAAACCUAGAUAUAAUGAAGAAACUGAUAAAAUGUACUGUACUAUUAAUGCAACUUAUGGCCAAGCUGGAUGGUCAUUACCACAGGCUGAAAUUGAAUUUCCUGAUAUUGAACAAAAAUAUUCUUGGUUAGCAUAUUUUAUACUAAACGGAAAUGUAUUUGCUCCAUUGAAAAAUUUUAGACAAUAUUUGUUAUCUGAACCAGAUCUCAUACUUAAACCAUGGAUGAAAUUCUUGAAAGAUUCAUUUUAUUUACUUGUUCGAAAAUUAAACGAAAACCGUGACGACUCAGCAACAAAAAUUAAAAAACGAUGGUUAAAUAAUUCAACAUAUUUAUUAGAAGAAUACUUAAAUUGGUUACCACAAACAGCACAUAAAGAAGUAAAAUCUAUAUGGCCACCGUCAAUAUAAAUUUAAAUUGUCUUGUAAAAUAAUUUAAAAUAAAAUAAUUUUUAUGCAA
Messenger RNA from Sipha flava (yellow sugarcane aphid), 3195 nucleotides. It is a transcript of the gene kz, whose product is annotated as probable ATP-dependent RNA helicase kurz. Lineage: Eukaryota; Metazoa; Arthropoda; Insecta; Hemiptera; Aphididae. Gene Ontology annotation, molecular function: ATP binding; RNA binding. Bases 462 to 3146 code for a protein of 894 amino acids. The record is from RefSeq and is a predicted model, not a curated record. The transcript has 14 exons. Gene Ontology annotation, biological process: maturation of SSU-rRNA from tricistronic rRNA transcript (SSU-rRNA, 5.8S rRNA, LSU-rRNA). Gene Ontology annotation, cellular component: intracellular anatomical structure; nucleolus.